AUGACUUCUUAUCCUCCCGCACAAUGUUGCACAGUUGGCUUUAGACAUGAAGGUGCCCUACAGGGUAAAGCCAUACGCAUCACCGGCGGUAAGCAUGAAGCCUACCUUGCAACACCGCCACCAGACAAGGCCAAAAAGUUUGCCAUUCUAUUUUUACCUGACAUUAUGGGUAUCUGGAAAAACAGUCGUCUCCUUUCUGACGAGUUUGCGUCAAACGGCUACUUGACCUUACUGCUCGACACUUUCAACGGUGAUCCCUUGCCUGUACGGGCAGUUGUAAAUGACGAGGUAGACAUUUUCAAGUGGCUUGCGGGCGGCUCCACGGGUGACAACCCACAUAAUGAACCAGCUGUUGAUCCUAUUGUUCUGGAUGCCAUCAAAUUCCUGAGGGAGGAGUAUGGAGUAAAGAAACUGGGCGCUGUUGGGUAUUGUUUUGGUGCCAAGUAUCUUGUUCGUCAUUGGAAGUGGGCAAAGGAGCAGGCUUUCUACCAGGCAAUUGUGUGGUUUGAUGAGCAUCUGCGUGAGUGA
This is a messenger RNA of Fusarium redolens, 528 nucleotides long. RefSeq lists its product as uncharacterized. Gene Ontology annotation, molecular function: hydrolase activity. The transcript has 4 exons. Lineage: Eukaryota; Fungi; Ascomycota; Sordariomycetes; Hypocreales; Nectriaceae. The record is from RefSeq and is a predicted model, not a curated record. Bases 1 to 528 code for a protein of 175 amino acids.